GGAAGUCCAAGCUGGUCCGGGCCACCUAGGCUUGCGGGAUCUCUUAGCUGGUCCGGUGCUUGGGUGCCGGGGUUUCCCGGCGCGCCCGGAUGCCGAGCCCGGGGCUUCUGGUGCUCUUCGGCAGCCAGACAGGCACGGCCCAGGAUGUGUCGGAGAGGCUGGGUCGCGAGGCUCGGCGCCGGCGGCUUGACUGCCGGGUGCAGGCCCUGGACUCCUACUCGGUGGUGAAUCUGAUUAGUGAGCCCCUGGUGAUAUUUGUUUGUGCAACUACAGGCCAAGGAGAUCCCCCUGACAACAUGAAGAACUUCUGGAGGUUCAUAUUCCGGAAGAAUCUGCCACCGACUUCCCUCUGUCAGAUGGACUUUGCUGUUCUGGGCCUCGGGGAUUCCUCUUACGCCAAGUUCAAUUUCGUGGCCAAGAAGCUGCACCGACGGCUGCUGCAGCUUGGGGGCAGCGCCCUCCUGCCUGCGUGCCUGGGAGAUGACCAGCAUGAGCUGGGGCCCGACGCUGCUAUUGACCCCUGGCUGCACGAUCUGUGGGAGAAGGUGCUGGGGCUCUACCCGGUGCCCCCUGACCUUGGCGUGAUCCCCCCCGGAGUCCCUUUGCCCUCCAAGUUCACCCUCCGCUUCCUUCCGGAGGCCCCCAAGAUGUGCUCUGAGGAGCAGCAUGUGGCCGGUGCAGAUCCCCCAGGUCCCCCUUCAGAGCAGCAGCCCUUCCUGGCACCCAUGGUCACCAACCAGAGGGUCACCAGCCCCUCUCACUUCCAGGACGUACGGCUGAUCGAGUUUGACAUCACGGGCUCUGGGCUCAGCUUUGCAGCUGGCGACGUGGUGCUGAUCCGGCCCCAGAACCAGGCCAGCCACGUCCAGCAGUUCUGCCGGGUGCUGGGCCUGGACCCCGACCAGUACUUCACGCUGCUGCCCCGGGAGCCAGGUGUCCCCUGCCCCACACAGCUGCCCCAGCCCUGCUCCGUGAGGCACCUCGUGUCCCACUACCUGGACGUCGCCAGCGUGCCCCGCCGUUCCUUCUUCGAGCUCCUGGCCUGUCUCUCUCCCCACGAGCUGGAGCGGGAGAAGCUGCUGCAAUUCAGUGCCCCCCAAGGUCAGGAGGAGCUGUAUUCGUACUGCAACCGGCCUCGCAGGACCGUCCUGGAGGUGUUGUGUGACUUCCCACACACGGCUGGAGCUGUUCCCGCAGACUACCUGCUGGACCUCAUCCCCCCGAUCCGCCCGCGGGCCUUCUCCAUUGCCUCCUCUCUGCUGGCUCACCCCUCGAGGCUGCAGAUUCUCGUCGCUGUGGUGCAUUACCAGACGCGCCUCAAGGAGCCCCGCCGGGGCCUCUGCUCCUCCUGGCUGGCGUCUCUGGAUCCUGGGCGAGGACCUGUCCAGGUGCCUCUGUGGGUGCGGCCCGGGAGCCUGACCUUCCCGGAGACACCGGACACACCUGUGAUCAUGGUGGGUCCCGGCACCGGUGUGGCCCCUUUCCGAGCAGCUGUCCAGGAGCGGGUGGCCCGGGGUCAGACCGGAAACUUCCUGUUCUUCGGCUGCCGCUGGCGCGACCAAGACUUCUAUUGGGAAUCUGAGUGGUUGGAGCUGGAGAGGAAGGGCUGCCUGACCCUCUUCACAGCCUUCUCCCGGGAACAGGAGCGGAAAGUGUACGUGCAGCACAGGCUCCGGGAGCUCGGGCCGUUGGUGUGGGAGCUGCUGGACCGCCGAGGCGCCUACUUCUACCUGGCGGGCAAUGCCAAGGGCAUGCCGGCAGAUGUGUCAGAAGCCCUGACGUCCGUCUUCCAGGAGGAGGGUGGGCUCUCCGGCCCUGAUGCAGCCAACUACCUUGCCAGGCUCCAGCGGAUGAUGCGUUUCCAGAGUGAGACGUGGGCCUAAGAAGCCAUCCUGCCAGCCUUGGCCACUCUAAACGCUGCCCUCUGGGGGGCUACUGUCACCUUCCACCCUGUCCCCUGCACAGCCUCACUUCAGUCAACCUGGGGUCCUAUACCCAGCCCUGACAUCGCUGCUCACUCACCACCCCACCCCUGCCCCCAUCCAGGGUUGCAGGCUACUGCCGGCCUUUCCCCGCUGGCCCCAGCUUGGGUCCUGGUCAGGAUGGUCCCUGGGCUGCCCCACCCUGCAUAAGGACGGGGCCCCAGGAAGGAACGGGCAGCCUGAUGGGCAUCGGGGGCUCCCCAGACACCAGCUUCCAGACAGCAUGCGAGCCCAGAGAGCCUUCUGAGGUUGUCCCAGGGGACAGCAGUUUCCCAGUCCCCCUCUGCCACAUCUCUGUGCCCACCCACAAAGUACACGGUGCUGUCGCAGGGCCUCGCAGGGCCAGGGCUAGGGCUGGAAGGCAGGACCAGGGGAGACCCCCAGCUAGCACACUCUUUCCUCACCCUGUUCCUGGAACACCUCCGUAAUAAACUGUGGGCUCUUGUUGGCUGUUUCUGA
Messenger RNA from Lynx canadensis (Canada lynx), 2441 nucleotides. RefSeq names its product NADPH dependent diflavin oxidoreductase 1 (gene NDOR1). The coding region runs from base 90 to 1883 and encodes 597 amino acids. NCBI's taxonomy places the organism in Eukaryota, Metazoa, Chordata, Mammalia, Carnivora, Felidae. The transcript is spliced from 14 exons. Gene Ontology annotation, cellular component: cytosol. Gene Ontology annotation, molecular function: NADPH-hemoprotein reductase activity; FMN binding; flavin adenine dinucleotide binding. The record is from RefSeq and is a predicted model, not a curated record.